AAAGGCGCAAGCCGAGCUCUCUCCCUUCUCCCGCUUCAGUUCCCUCCCGAGGAGAAAGAAGGAAGAAGAGGCGAAAUUUGAAAGGAAGAAGACUUCGGUAAUUCCUGAGACGACUAGGAAAGCAAUCUGUGAGUUGUCUGCCUUGGUUGGCCAAGGAUCUAUUCAACCUUUUCCAAAUAAAAGGUGGGAAUAGGUCAUUGGGUUGGAUCUUUUGGAGGGAAUCUUUCUUCACAUGAGCAAUCUCAAUUGCCCCUGAUCCCUGAUCGAACCGGUUUCAGUUAACAUGGAUUCAGAAGAAUUCCUCAGAUUUGGCAUGCCAAUUUCUGAAACAGGAGAUCCUUUUUAUGAUGACUCGUUUUCCCUCAGAAACUGGACGUUUGAGUCCAUGAAAGUUACUCUCGGAAGCUCGCCUGACUCGCCUUUCUCAGCUCCAUUUGAUGGCGAUUGCUUUUCUGCUAUGAGCAGCAGCCAAGAGCAGCACAGCUCUACUGAGAACUUGUCAGUCAUGAGCUCUUCCUACAAUUCAGACGGCUUCCAGAGGUACUCACCACCGAGUAGUAAAGAGACAUUACAGGGUCAGUUUGGAGGGAAUCCAUUUUCGCGUGAUGUUGAUGUAGGUUGCAGUUUCAGUAUGAGACACAAAUUACAGGAGCUAGAGACAGUUCUGAUGGGUCCUGACGCCGAUGAAGACGGCCAUGGGAGUGGUUUCCAUUGCGAGAACAAAGUACCUGACAAGUCAAAGCGAACAAGGGAAGCUCUUGAUGGGGAAUUUCCACAUGGCUCACCAAAGAUUGCUGCAGAGGCUCCUACCAUGAAAAAACACAGAAGAACAGACCAAGCGGCCGAGCUAAGCGCAGUCCAGAAUCCACAUUUGCAUGAGACACCGCAGGGGGAUGUCAGGCAGUUACUGAUACAAUGCGCAGAGGCACUUCAAAACCCAUAUUGUGAUUUUGACAAGCUGAUAGCAGAGGCUAGAAGUGGUGUCUCUAUCAAUGGCGAACCAAUCCAGCGGUUAGGCGCCUACAUGGUUGAAGGCUUGGUAGCUCGCAAGGAAGCAUCUGGUUCGAACAUCUACCGGACAUUGAGGCGUAAAGAGCCGGAGAGCGAAGACCUGCUCUCUUACAUGCACACCAUGAACGAAGUAUGCCCAUAUCUCAAAUUCGGAUACAUGGCUGCCAAUGGCGCCAUAGCUGAAGCAUUCAGAAAUGAAGAUCGAGUUCAUAUAAUAGAUUUCCAGAUUGCACAGGGGACUCAGUGGGUCACCCUUUUACAGGCAUUAGCUGGAAGACCAAGUGGGCCGCCACAUGUGAGAAUCACAGGAAUUGACGAUCCCGUAUCAAAGUAUGCUCGUGGUGAAGGCCUGGAGGCCGUGGGGAGAAGGCUGACGGCCAUUUCAGAGAAAUAUCAGAUACCGCUAGUCUUCCACGCAGUGUCAGAGUUCGGGCCAGAAAUCAACGCAGAGAUGCUCCACAUACAACCAGGAGAAGCACUUGCCGUCAACUUUGCUCUCCAGCUUCACCACACUCCCGAUGAGAGUGUUGAUGUGAACAACCCCCGCGACGGCCUCCUGAGAUUGGUCCGGGCUUUGUCACCGAAGGUGAUGACUCUGGUCGAGCAGGAAUCGAACACCAACACGGCGCCAUUUUUUACAAGGUUCAUGGAGACCCUGGAUUACUAUUCCGCCAUGUUCGAAUCGAUCGAUGUCACCUUGCCGAGGGACAGUAAGGACAGGAUCAAUGUUGAGCAGCACUGUUUGGCCCGUGAUAUUGUUAAUAUAAUUGCUUGUGAAGGUAUGGAAAGAGUGGAGAGACACGAGCUGCUGGGAAAGUGGAGGUCCAGGCUGACCAUGGCAGGUUUCAAGCCAUUUCCACUGAGCCCCUUGGUGAACUCCGUGGUUAGGUCUCUGUUGAAGACCUAUUCAGAGCAUUACAACCUUUUGGAGAAAGAUGAGGCGGUGCUUCUUGGCUGGAAAAACAGAAGUUUGGUAUCAGCAUCAGCAUGGUAUUGAGGAUUAAUGAUGAACAGAGGACGGCAUUGUUGUCUUCUUCCGGUGCUCUGGGGGGGCUAGCUGUUUUUGAAACCUUGAAUCCUGUUGUACUCUAGGUGAAAGAAACGUAGUUGAUGGGAAGUAUCUGAUGGAAAUUCUCUGUAUUUUUGCUUCUCCCUGUGGUGAUUGGAGAAGCUUGUCGUAGUAACUUGCGUAAUUCUUUAAAUUGUUUUUCUCCCUUUUUUGGGA
Messenger RNA from Nymphaea colorata (pocket water lily), 2236 nucleotides. Its product is annotated as scarecrow-like protein 21. Lineage: Eukaryota; Viridiplantae; Streptophyta; Magnoliopsida; Nymphaeales; Nymphaeaceae. The record is from RefSeq and is a predicted model, not a curated record. The coding region runs from base 284 to 2008 and encodes 574 amino acids. Gene Ontology annotation, molecular function: sequence-specific DNA binding; DNA-binding transcription factor activity. Gene Ontology annotation, biological process: regulation of DNA-templated transcription. Gene Ontology annotation, cellular component: nucleus. The transcript has 2 exons.